Messenger RNA from Adineta ricciae, 2607 nucleotides. The record is from the annotation of a GenBank genome assembly. Lineage: Eukaryota; Metazoa; Rotifera; Eurotatoria; Adinetida; Adinetidae.
AUGACAAGUCCAUUCAAUUGGCUUUUAGGAAUUGGACGUUCACCAUCGACAUCCAAUUUGUCCAAUACAACUUAUCAAACACCUUUAAAUCAAACAGUUAAUACCACAGUCACACAAAAUCCACCAGUUGCAUCGACACCAAUUACAAAUCAACUUUCAUUACAUCGCAAUUUGAAUCAAUUAGUCGAUGAAGGACAACGUUCAUCCUUGAAAACCAAACGGGAAUUAAUCAACAAUAUCGAUCAAUUAAGUACAUUACCGUUUUUGAAUACUUCAACUGGAAUCAAUGUUCAACGAAUCCAAGAUCAAUUUGAACAAAUCGAUAAAACUUUACAGACCACCGUACCGAAACUACGAGACGAUACAAUCAAUUCACAGUUUGAUGGAAGAGUUACGACGAAUCUGAAUGAUAAUCUCAAACAUGAACGAGAGAAAACUCUCCUAUCGAUGCUGAGAAUGAUCGAAGAUAAAACCUAUGAUGAAAUCACUCGUCAUAGUAACUAUGUCUUGGAAAAUAAUUGGCAAAAGCAACGGCAAUUCAUUCUAUCAAGCGUAUCAAAACAUGAUCAAAGUUAUCUAGAUGAAGCCAAUGCUAUGCAGAUUAAACGAUUUGAAACGCCCAGAACAUUGUCAAGAGGAUUAUCGAGCGUCGAGGCUGCAUAUGCCAAAGUCAUUGCAUUAUACAAUGUCGGUAAAAUAGCGCGUCAAAAUCUAAUCGAUGAGUUUAUUAAUGUUGUUCAAUCGUCUAAUCAACCUCAGGCAGCUAUUGAUCUAUGGGAUGUGGUUCGUUAUAUGAGCCAAUUACCAAGUGAUUAUGUGCUAACGCGAACAGCAUUACCAUCUCAACAGGCAAUUGUCAUAGCUGCUCGAAGUUAUCUAGAAUAUUCGUUUCGUGUUCAAUUAUCUAAACUUUUCAUAAAUCUUGUGUCAGAUGAUGAUCUUCAUAAACCAGGUUCAGUAUACAAAUUAAUUAUUCGUUACAUUCGACAGAAACAUCCAAAUAUCGUUCAUAUUAUCGAUGAUGAUGGAAAUAUCGAUGAUUUGCCAGUCUGGGCAAUCAUUUUCUAUUGUUUACGCGCCGGUGACCUACAAUCAGCACUGAAUGCAGCAAAACGAUGCCAUUUAACAAGUGCAGUCGAAUGGCUAACAAAUUACAUAAAAAAUGAUAACCAAUCAAUCGAUCCAACGAUUCGUUUGAAAAUUCAGGAUGUUUACGAUCGCGAACAUUCGACAAAUCCAUUUAAAAGCGUUGUGCUAUCCAUUCUCUCGGCAUACGAUGUUAAUAACAUGCAUGAAUUAAUAAUCAAUUCGAUCGAUGAUCUUCUCUGGCUUCGUCUAUCGCAAAUAGUCUUUCCCAAUCAAGAUUUAAUGUCACUUAACAAACUACAAAAACUUGUUUACAAUGAAGGAAGUGCAAAUCGAAGUUCAUUCAAUGAGAAACCAAUACAAUUCGCUAUGUGUUUGCUUCUGACUGGUCAAUUCGAGACAGCAAUCGAUCUGUUGAACCAAAUCGAACAAUUUCGUUGUCACGCUGUUCACAUCGGCAUAUUUCUUCAUGAAAGUCGAUUACUUUCCACGGCAUCGAAAUCAAAUAGUCCAAUGUUAAUAACAACAUCAACAGUAGAAGAUCCAUUAAAAUCGAUAAAUUAUCAACGUUUGCUGACAAGUUACACGGAAAAAUGUCGAUAUGAUACGGAGCUCUGGCAAAUAGUCAAUUAUUUCUAUUUACUCAAACAGAUUCGACAAAAAGAUGGAGAAAAUUGUUUUAUUGAAUCAUUAGCUGUUUUACUAUUAAAAUUAGAUGAAAAUGACCUUGAUAAUCUACUAGAAAGAUUAUUUGGCAUGAAUAGACAAGGUGUCCCAACUGAAGCUCGCAUUCUUGAUCAUCUUGAUAUCGAUACCAGUGUUGUUACUGCAAAUGUUGGUCUUUAUCUUGAAAAACAUGGUAAUUUAGAACUAGCAGCUAUUCUCUAUGAUCGUGCUAAGAAAACACGGCAAGCAUGUUCAAUCUACAAUCGUCUUCUUUCGGAAGCAAUUCGGGCCCUGAUUACCUCGAAUACCCUUGCCGAAGGCAAUAUUCUCUCCAGUGCACGUUCAUUCGCUUCUCGUUUAUCAUCUACACAAAAUGAAUUUGAUCGGACAACAAACACUCUAUACACUCUCCUGGAUAUCUAUGUCUACGUCGAAUUCUUCAAAUCUCAACAAUUUGAACGUGCUUAUGAGAUUAUUCAAAAACUUUCCUUAUUACCAUUUGCACAUACACAAAUCGAUCAAUGUCUCGAAUCGAUUAAUUACUAUUCGACGGAAAUUCUCGAUUGUUAUCCAGAUAUCAUACUGAUUACAUUGACAUUAAUGUCAAUAUUGGCGAGUGUGGAAUAUAAAUCAUCAGCGAAUUCGUCGAAUCAACAUUUAUUACUUGCGGCAACAAGUUCAUUCGAUCAACGAACAUCGCAUAUACUCAGUACGAAUAAGAAAGGUCUUUUGGAUGAACUAAAACGACAAGCGGAUGUUCUCUUUCGUUUUAUUGGUUUAUUACCAAUCAAACUUCACAAUCAUGUACAUGUACAACUUAUGGAAUGUUUCAGUCGAAUUAAAAAUGCUUGUUAA